CAACGAUUCUGCGCGUUGGAAGUCGUCAACACUGCAAUGUCUCAGUAGCAGGCAGCUGCAAUAACAUAGCGGCUGCACGCCCACUGCAGUUUCAACUAGCAAACACUGGAGGAAAGGAAAAGAUCAUAAUGGCGGCAGUGUAUUCCCCACUGGACCCAGAUCUAAUGAGGGAGGUUCUUGAAUGCCCUAUCUGUCUAGAGACCUACAAUCAAGAACAACUGCGACCCAAACUCCUGCAGUGUGGCCACACAGUAUGUCGCCUAUGUCUAGAGAAAUUGUUGGCCAAUACCAUCAAUGGUGUACGCUGUCCAUUCUGCAGUAAGGUCUCCCGGAUGAGCAGCAUCUCACAACUGGCAGAUAAUCUCACUGUGCUCAAGAUUAUAGAUUGCACUAUGUCCUGCAGUGCUGCAGCUGCUGCACUAAUGUGCAAGUCCUGCUGCAACCGCCUACCAAGACAGUUCUGCCACGACUGUGCAACAGUACUUUGUGAGCUCUGUAAAGGGGAGGGUCACCUGCAAGAAGGCCAUUCAGUCCAGCCAAUAAGGGUGGCUGCUGAGCAGCGGCGUAAAGAACUGGGUGGUAAGCUUGUUGCUCUCCGUGAUGUUAUGGGAGAAAUUCAGAAGAAAAAGACAGCAAUUGAAAACAUUUCCAAGUCCUUGAGGCAAAAAUACCGGUCAGUUCAGCAGGAAUAUACCACAGCUGAGCUACGUUUUCAGGAGGAGCUCAGCAGAUCUCGAAGGACAUUUGCAGCCUCCAUGGGAGAAGUGGAAAAGUUAAAUGCACAGGUCCUGGAGGAGCAGACAUACCUUCUGAAUAUUGCAGAGGUUAAAGUGGUGUCACGCUGCGAUUAUCUGACUAUGCGAGUGAGGCAGAGUGAUAUUUCCUUGCUAAAAGAUGAUGGUGCAGGCAGUGAUGAUGAGGAGCUGGAUCUGAGGAGCAGUUUACCCACACAAUUCCAGCUGCAAGAGCCAGCGCUGAUCAGAAGAGAGCGCUCUAAACCUGUAGAAGUGGGUCAUUUGAUCACAAACUCAUACAUGGUCAAUACAGAUGAUGAGGAGGGUGGUUUGGAGAUUGGGAUUGAGGGUGAUGUAGAAGGUGUAGCUGGGGCAGUAGGCGGUACAGGUGGUGCUGUGGGGGUUCCAGUGGAUCUUUAUCAAGACAUUGACAUGGUUUCAGCUGUAGAAGAGGCAGUAUGUGGUUCACCAGGCAACUUUAAAUCAAAAUCCAUGGAUGCAGGAGGGGGAUCACCUGCUGGGGCAAGUUCAGGGCCCCCAGUCUGCCAGUUUGUAAAGAAGAUGGGCUGUAAGGGAUCUUUACCUGGCAUGUUUAAUUUACCAGUCAGCAUCUGCAUAACACCACAAGGUGAGGUACUGGUGGCUGAUCGUGGCAACUACCGUGUCCAGAUUUUUAACCGCAAAGGUUUUCAGCGUGAAAUUCGACGCAAUGCCAGUAGCAUUGACAAUUUCGUCUUGAGCUUCCUUGGGGCUGACUUGCCUAACCUAAUGCCCUUAUCCAUUGCUGUGACUCCACAAGGCCUGAUUGGUGUCACUGACAACUUUGAUAACUCAGUUAAAGUCUAUACCAUGGAUGGACACUGUGUGGCUUGCCACAAGAACCAGCUGAUUAAACCUUGGGGCAUUACUGCCAUGCCAUCAGGACAGUUUGUGGUGACAGAUGUUGAAGGGGGCAAGCUGUGGUGUCUUGCAGUGGACCGCAACGUAGGUGUGGUCAGCUACAACCGGUUGUGCUCUGCAGUCCGGCCAAAGUUUGUAACAUGUGAUGCAGCUGGAACAGUCUAUUUCACUCAGGGGCUGGCCCUGAACUUUGAGAAACGCCAGAAUGAGCCCCACCUGGAGGGUGGCUUCUCCAUUGGCUCUGUGGGCACCGAUGGUCAGCUUGGCAAGCAGCUCAGCCAUUUCUUCUCAGAGUCAGAGGACUUCCGCUGCAUUACUGGUAUGUGUGUGGAUGCCAAUGGGGAUUUGCUGGUUACAGACAGUGGUAGGAAAGAAAUUCUCCAGUUUCCCAAAGAAGGUGGAUUUAAUAUUCUAAUUCAAGAGGGUCUGACCUGCCCUGUUGGAGUGGCCACCACCCAGAAAGGACAGUUGCUGGUGCUUGAUUGUUGGGACCACUGUGUCAAAGUCUACACAUAUAUUCAAAAGAGGCAUUCCUCCACUUCCUAGGGGAACUGUCUGAUCUCAUCUCCUAUUAACAUGAGAGGUUUGGUGUAUUUUGGUAGGUCUGUAUGGAUGUUUUGGAAGUGAAGAUCUAUACUGUUGUCACUUUAGUUAAGCUGCAAUCUAGACAAGUCUCACUCUAGCUGUCACUGGGUUAUCAGAAGAAUGAUAAGUUAAAUUGGCUUUAAAACCUACUGGAUUUUAACUUAGUAACUCAGAUUUAAUCUGGUUAUUUAACUGAAUCACAACAGACCUUGUGACAUUUUUAGAUCAAACUUACUGGCAAGUGGUCCCACAACCAUUAGGAGAAGAAGCCAAUGAUCUCAAAACUUUGAGGCACAAACUAAAGAUAAUAUUGCCUCCUCUGUUACUAGCUGCUAUAGCCACCUUUCAUUUUCAAUCUGACUAUGCGUGAUGCAUGACUUUUACAAAUUUGGCUCAGCUGUGCACAAAAAAAAAAAGGAAGCUGGAAAUUAACUUAUAUUGAUGUAUGAAAUAAAAUAUGCCAAGGCUUUCGGCCUGUGAAGCACUUUAUUAUUGACACUUCACUGUGUCGUAGCAUUAGGUUUUAGUAGCACACAGUAACAUUAAUAAUGCUGAAUGCAGCUGGCAACUUUAAAGUGAACUUAAGUUUUAGCUAAUGGCAAAAAGUAACCAAGAACCAGCAUUUGUUAAUUCACAUUCAGGGAACAUUACAUGCAGAAUAUUAAGUUAUCUACAGAAGAGUGUGUUAAAUUACUAAAACUGAAGUGAAUAUGGUGCGAUGCAGGUAUGGCUCUUACAUGAAGGUCCAUGGAUUUAGAUUUUGUAAAAGCAUUGCAGUCAUCAUUUACAUAGCUCUGUAGUGAGUGAAAGGAAAGUAUUUUUCUAUUAGUUCUAUUAAGACCAUUUAAGGAUAGCUGAGUUAAUAUAAUCAGAAGUAGCUUUAAUAGUUUCUGUUUCAAAGACCACAUUGUUAGUUUAUUUUCUACUUAUUAACUCUGCCCUGUGUCUGCAUGUUCAGUUCCAAUGUAAGAAGAAAAAAAAAUCAGGAACUCACAAUUUUGACCUGAAUUAACCUCAAUUUCAGAUCUUUUUAUUUAAGUUUUUGUUUUCUUUUUGGUUAAUGUACAUGCCUGACAUUCGUGAGGAGCAGUUAUUGCCUACAGCAUACACAUGAGCCUUCUCUUUGGUUUUGGUUCUGCUUCUCAGACUGAACUGUAUUCAUUAUGACCACAGGAGCAACUUUAUUGUCCGGUGAGUCUUUAAAUGUUUAAGGAUUUGAUCUUCCUGUUCCUCAGCAGCUUUAUGUUCAGCUAUAUCAUGCAAGGUUUUUGUUCCAGCAGAGCCAACACUUAGUACUUCCAGCACCCAAAUGACAUGAACUUUUACAGUACAGCCAGGAUAUGUAGUACAGAUCUGGAUGAGUGGCUCAGCAAGGUUACUUCAGGUUCAGUAUUGGGAUUUUCAUUGUUGCAAAAGUGGUUUUUCUCUUCUAACAGGGUCAAUUGUUAUGGUAACUUGUGCUGGAAAACUUUACUCCAAGAUGCAAGAUCUACAUCCUUCAUGAGCAAAAUAUUAAUGCCAAGAUAACAAGAAGCCAGAGUUAAUCUGGAAAAAUAUGGCUAAAACUGUUUUACUAUCUACUCUCUUUUUUAUUAUUAUUUUUAUUUAACUUUACUUUUGUCUGUAUCUGGUUCAAAUAAACAUACUUUAUUUUAAGUCCCUGUAUUUAGGAUUUUUUUUUCACAUUUUGUCCUUCCUGUCAGAAUCAUGUGACUUAAGAUCCAUGUCAUGUGGUGUCAACACUGCCUCCUUUUACAAUAAUGUGCCCACAUCCAGUGCAUCAUUUGUCAUGACACAGCUUGGUGUGGUCUCAGUUUGAGUUUUAAACCAGAUAACCAAAAGUUGCCCUGCAUAUGAUAAACCUGCAUUGUUGUACAGACCUCUACAACCCAACUAAUGUUUACAAAUUUAAUUCCAGACAAGAAGCUCCAUGCCAUUUCCAGCUGUGUCCUUAUAUCUGCUGAAAUGUUAGAUGAUAGUUAGAUCGCAGCUUGCAGUAGUGUGAAGAGUUAGCAGCAAUGAUAAGUUAAAACUCCAGCAUCACACCUCAAGCUUUUGUUAAACCAAAACAGUUUGUUAGCACAAUGCAGAAAUGUGUCCCACAGGAUUUUAUUCAGUACUUUCAACCCGAGUUUUCCCAUGUUGCGUUGUCAGCAUCCAUAUAGUGUUGGUGAAUAUAGUUCGCAUAAAACUUCUGUCAGUAUGCUUUUUUUUUUUCAUUUGUUGUCAAUGAGGCAUAAAAAAAUACAAUAAUACACUUGUAAUAAAAAAAAUUGCUUAAAUGAACAAUAAAGUUUAACAUAGGAAGUCCUAUUUCAAUAUUGUAUGCAACAUAUUUUAUGCCCAUAACAGUAAAUCAGUGUCUUCCAGUUUAGUCUGGGUUUGCUCAUCAGAGCAUAUUACAUACUGAUUCAGCCUUAAAAUGAAUCGUUUCACAAAGAUGUCCUUAACUUUGUAUCUGGAGCUCUAUUUACUAGAAGAGGAACAAAAAGCAUAUCUGAGAUUCAAACUGUAUAAACGUGUUUAACACUCUGCAGAAAUGAAGAGAUCAGAAACUCCAGUAUCAGUUCAAGUCUAUCAUAGGCAUAUUUUUUUUUUUUUUUUUGGUUUUGGUUUUGGUGAUAGAUUUUAGUUUAUUUUCAUUGUUAGGCCAUGCAGUAUCUCAACACUAAAUACAUUGUCAUCCUUACCAUUGAAAUAGUUUUUUAGUGAUCAGUAGAUAUAGUCACUACAAGAGAAUUUUCAAGACUUUUAACCAUUACUGAAAAAUGCAUAGAAUGCUAGAAAAAUCCAAGUGUCCUUGUGUCAGUGUGGUGAACUUUCAAGUGUCUCAUGUAAAAAUAUGUUUUGUUGUAUUUCAUUCAAGAUAGAGGUCAUUCAUAUUACUGAGUUUAUUUCAUGUUUAUUUUUGUUUUUCAAUGAACCAAACUCUUGUAUCUCUUAGGUUUUUUUGGAGACUGGAGAUGUCUUAAAGCAGGGGUGCCCGGCUCCGGUCACCGAGGGCCACGAUCCUGCAGGAUUUCGAUGUGUCCCUGCUCCAAAUCCACCUGACUCAAAUUAAUGAGUAACUGUGCAAAACUUAAUAGGCUGUUGGAUCCAUUUCAUUUGAGUCAGGUGUGUCGAAGCAGGAAACAUUGAAAACUUGCAGGACAGCGACCCUCGAGGACCGACUUUGGACACCCCUGUCAUAAUGUGUUGAACGUGUUAAGCGAUCUCUGUACUCAAAUUCAUGUUUGUGUUGUUGAUAAUCUGAGUGCAAUAAACAUAAACGAACCAAA
Messenger RNA from Melanotaenia boesemani (Boeseman's rainbowfish), 5497 nucleotides. RefSeq names its product tripartite motif containing 32 (gene trim32). Gene Ontology annotation, molecular function: protein binding; zinc ion binding. NCBI's taxonomy places the organism in Eukaryota, Metazoa, Chordata, Actinopteri, Atheriniformes, Melanotaeniidae. The transcript has 2 exons. The record is from RefSeq and is a predicted model, not a curated record. The coding region runs from base 129 to 2180 and encodes 683 amino acids.